Messenger RNA from Haliotis rufescens (red abalone), 2482 nucleotides. RefSeq names its product death effector domain-containing protein-like. Bases 4 to 939 code for a protein of 311 amino acids. The transcript is spliced from 4 exons. Gene Ontology annotation, cellular component: nucleolus. Gene Ontology annotation, biological process: apoptotic process; regulation of apoptotic process; extrinsic apoptotic signaling pathway via death domain receptors. The record is from RefSeq and is a predicted model, not a curated record. Gene Ontology annotation, molecular function: protein binding; DNA binding. Lineage: Eukaryota; Metazoa; Mollusca; Gastropoda; Lepetellida; Haliotidae.
AAAAUGGCGUCCAUCGUCUCCGACGGGAAAAAUUUAGUUGGCGAUGCUUUGGCCCUACAUGAAAUGUUCCGCAUUAUCGGAGAUCAGCUUACACCCGACGACAUUAAAGCUUUAACAUUUAUCUACGGAGGUCUCUACCAUGCGAACGAUUUCUUUCUCCAGGCCAAAGAUGGCUACAGUUUUCUGUUGAGCCUGGAGAGGCUGGGAAGAAUUGACGAAUCGAAUUUCAAGCAUAUUUUAGAACUUUUGCGAAUAUUAACCAGACAGGAUCUCGUUCAACACUUAACGCUCAGGAGGAGAAAGACUGUUGAGCCGGACCCAGUAGAUGAAUACCUGGAAGACAGCACAUCCCGGCUACCAACCUCCCGGAAGCGUGUGGGUUGUGCCUCAUGCCUCAGCGUCUCCAGACACACUGACCAGCCUGAUGCAGCAGGUGCAGCCAAGAGGAGGAGGAGGAGGAACAGUGCCAGGAAGUGUGAGAGGGUGGAGCCGCCAUGUGCUUCCCCACAGGAGGUGGAGCAGAGGCAAGGAGGAGAAGAAGAGGAGGAAGAGAUAAAGAAGAAAGUAACCUGUGAUAUCCGUCUGCGUGUCAGAGCGGAAUACUGCCAACAUGAGAAUGCCUUAGAUGGGAAUGUGUUUUCAAAUAAACCGGAGCUUAUCGAGAGACAGUUUGAAAAGUUUGCUCAAGCUAACACGAUACUGAAAUCCCGAGAUUUGGGAUCAAUCAUUUGUGACAUUAAGUUCUCUGAACUCACGUACCUGGACGCGUUCUGGAGAGACUACAUCAAUGGCUCCUUGCUAGAGGCCCUCAAGGGAGUCUUCAUCACAGAGUCCCUGAAGCAGGCAGUUGGUCACGAGGCUAUUAAGCUGCUGGUGAACGUGGAUGAGGAUGAUUACGAGGCGGGACGGCUGAAACUGUUACAGAACCUGUCAGAAUAGGGAGGACUUCACCCCCAUCCUCCUGGUAGACUGGAGGACAGCUCACUCACUCACUCACUCUCAAACCUUUGUCAGCUCUUGUUGGAGUCAGUGGGAUGUUUGUUUAAACGCCACACAUAUUGGGGACUCAUUGCACUUAGGUUCAGUGUUGAACUAAGUAAGGUUCAGUGUUGAACCAAGUAAGGUUCAGUGUUGAACCAAGUUAGGUUCAGUGUUGAACCAAGUUAGGUUCAGUGUUGAACUAAGUUAGGUUCAGUGUUGACGUGGGAGACUUGAAAUCCUCAAUAAUAUCCUUCAUUCUGUUCCUGAAGUUGUAGUCAGUAGUUUCUCCAUGUUUAUCACAACAUUUAUUCCUUAUUUGUGUUUGAAAUUAAGUAUGGAUUUCAACAUGUCUUUGUCAUCACCUUGUAUUUAAAAUUGAAUGAUUUGGGGGAUUCCAUGAUUUAACACUAUAGCUGUUCAAGUUGAAGGACCCUCCGGCAGCCCUUACUGUUUUACACUGGCCAUCUAGGUUGCCUAGAUGAAUCUGGGGAUUUGUUGAGAAAAAUCCUCAGCCUUAGUGCAGCACUGUUACCAUGGUUACACCUUCUUGUUUUACGUGGGGGAUGAGGACAUUAAUUUGUACAUGAUUAUCAUGAUGAUGAUAUGUUUAUUUUUUGAAUUUCCUAACUUGACAGUGAAGAAAACAUAAUUUGAAAUGUGUUCAAUUACGGUUUUCCUGAAGCUAGAGACAGACAGGUGAUGAAAUACUGUGUAUGUGCCGUCUUGAGUAGAUGACCUUGUCACCUUGGCCCCUAGAGUGCUCACAUUCGAUGUGAAACUGUUCAAUCUGAUCUUUUACUCCGAUUUGAUAACUCUCUGCGGACACCCUCACAGGACGAGUUGGCUGAAGUCAUCAGUAUAAAGGUUUCGAAGUCAAUUUCUUAUUCAGACAAACAUUUAUUUAUCUAUUUAUUUGCAUUAGGAACUCCCUGAUCAUAUUUGUUUUCAAGACAGACAUAUGAGGAUCAUAAAUAGUGUGGUUCUAUUUAUUUGCAUUAGGAACUCCCUGAUCAUAUCACAUGAGGUCUGUCUUGAAAAAAAAUAUGAUCAGGGAGUUCCUAAUGCAAAUAAAUAGAACCGCACUAUUAAUGUUGGGGAUAUUUAUACAUUCAGGAUCCUGUUGUUUCUGAGCUCCAUGGCAUCUACACCCAAAUGAUUGGCUCUAGGAACUUAGAAGGCGUGAUCUUCGCACAGAAAGGUAUCAUGUCGGAGUAAGAGAUCUAAUUUUAGCAAGAGUGUAACUAUUCUGUAUGGUAGGUCUAUCAUCGGUUCCUCUUGGGAUUGUUCUUCAGCCUCCAAGUUUCUGUCUCCAGUAGUGCUGUUGCUUCCAGAUGGUUUUACCAAGCAGAGGUUUAUCUGGACCUGCAGGGAGUUGGGGGUAGUCUUGUGGUUACAGCGUUAGCUCGUCACGCCGAAGACCUGGGUUUGAUUCCCCACAUGGGUACAAUGUGAGAAGCCCAUUUCUGGUGUCCCCAGCAGUGGUAUUGCUGGAAUAUUGCUA